AUGGUCAAGGACAAUAACAUUGUGGUCGGAUGGAAGGAACCAUAUAAAAGGAAAUGGUUGGUCAUUGCUAUACUAAUUGCUUUAGCCCUGCUUAAAUAUGGUGCUUUAUAUUGGGUUGUGUUUUGGAUAGGUGUAUCAACACUUCCGUUAGCCAUCUAUGGGAUCGCUUCUAAUCGACGCCACUUACGUCCUAUAAGCAUUGACAGACCUCAACGACGGUUUCAAUUCUUGGAAUCAGAUCAUUGGAUCAAGGCAAAAGCCAAGUUGAUGGUCAACACCAAUAAAUUGGAUGAUCCUAUAACUUCAGAUUCGUUCCUUAUAUCCGAGUUAUUGAAUGAUUUCAUUGAUCUUAUUAUUAACGAGUUUAUAAACUCUUGGUUUGUGAAGAUAUCACCUUCCAAUAACCUGUUUCAAAAUGCCUUAAAGCUAGAGCUUCAAAAUGUGACACGUACGAUUCACAACCGGUUACUGACUAUAAAUUACCCUCAGUUAUUGGUAACCAAGAUUCUACCCUUGCUUCAGGAUCAUUUCGAAGCCUUUAAUAAAGCAAGAGAUGCCAUAGUUCACAUUGCUAGUCAAAAUAAGAUUCCUACAGAUUCAUUGGAAUACGAUAUAGAGAUUGCCAAAGCUUUUAAAAGAGGUGGUAUACAUUACGGGGUGACCAUUGGAAAAGGACAUGGUACAGAACCCAAAUCCAAUGAAAUACACUAUUUAAGAAAUAAGGUAGCUUCAAUACUCCCAUAUUUAUUAUCGGAGCCGGAAUCGGAGAAUGAUAUUGUGCUGGCAUUGGUACGGGAGAUUAUGGCUUGUACCAUACUUGUAAAUGUGUUUGGAAUGUUAAGUGAAGGUGACUUUUAUAACUUGCUUAUUGUUAAGUUCAUUGGUGAUAAUUUGAAACGUCAAGAUCAAGUCAAACAGUUAAGAGCAGCUUUAGAGGAACAUACAUUGAAGCUGACAUUUGUAUCUCCAUCAACCCAUGAGAUUAGAUUAAAGAUAGCUCUCUUAGAUAACUCUUCUCAUGUAUCUGCGUUCAAGCAGAUCAUAAGUGAGGUUACAAAGUUGACUUCCUUACAAGAGUUGAAAGAUAUUCGGGGAUAUAUUACUGUGGAGUUUUUCAGUUCAGUAUCAUCAUCACAUAAUGAGAAGCUAUUACGGAGAAUGAAGAAAGUAAGAAAUGUUUUGGAUGAACGAAUAAGAGCCUUAAAUAAGAAUAAGACAAUAGACAAUAGCAUUGACGAAUUAACCAUAUAUGAUAUAUUUGAUAAUUCAGUUGUCUAUAAACAAUUUGUGGCAUUUAUGAAUUAUAAUGGUAGGAUCAAAUAUCUUAAUUUGUACAACGAUAUUGAGAAGCUUAAAGCACCUCUUGAAGAAUUGUCUAUGGUUGAAGAAGACGACUAUGACGAAGAAGAUGAGGUAGACGAAGAAUUUGAAGAGACUGAAAGGUUAUCUCUUUCUCUUGGAUUCUCUUCUAUGGAUGAUAUAAGAAGAAUAAGGCGUGUGUACUUCAACGAUGAUGAUCAUAUUAUUGAUGAAAGCUUGAAACAAGCCAUAGAUCAACUAAUUCUUAAAGAUGGGACUAAUGACUUUAAACUAUAUAUGAGGGUAAGAAAGUCCUUAUUCCGACUACAGAAUGAUAUCUUAAAGUCACUUGUUGAAGACGAUUUACCUGCCUUUAAGCAAUCAGAAUUCUUUCAAAAAGUGGUUGACCUUAAAGUUUUUCAUUUCCAGGAACCUUCAAUUGAAAACACAGCAGACGUUGAUACUCUUGAUACCAUAAAGAACUAUACAUAUAAAGAAGAUAACAAUAAGGAUCAAGCUGAUGGAGAAAUAAGUCAAACGGUAAUUAAAGCCGUUGAAGAUGCGUUCACCCAAAUCAUGAAUAGUGAUACCAUGCAAUCAACAACAGCAGUCUUGAAAGACUCUAAAAGAGAACUACUAGGUUCAACAAUACCAUCUAGUUUAUUUGGAGAUGAUACACAUGUUAUUGGUGGAAGUUCACGUAAUUCUAAUAGGAAUUCCCGGUUAUUUGAUGAUGAACUAAGUGAGAAUGAAAAUGAGUCUGGUACUGAUACUGAAUCUAUUAGUUUAGAUUCUUCAGAGCCUUCAUUGCUGAGUGGAGGUGGAGGAGGAGGAGGAGGUGAACAACUGCAGUUAUUCCUUGCUGGGCCUGGGAAUUUGAGUUUAUCUGAGGAGAUUGUUAAACUUAAUGAAGAUUUGCAUAAAUUGACUGAACAAUUGUCGAUUUUGGCUCCAUUAAUUCGAAAGGCAGAGCUUACUAAUAAUGUUAAUGAAUUAAGGAUUUUGAUGAAAUCUAAGACCAGUUUGGAAAGAGAAAUCAAUGCCAAAGAAUUACAACGACAACAAUAUAUUGUACAAGAAAAUGAUAAUUCCUUAUAUGGCAAGUCCAAAGUUAGCAUUCAAAGCUAUAUCAUUGCCAACGAACAUGAUAAGGACUAUGUUUUAUACAUUGUUGAGGUUCAAAAGUAUUCUGCCGAGAACCCCAACGUUACCACCGCUGGUUGGAUAGUUGCAAGACGAUACAGUCAGUUUUAUAAGUUGAAUGAGUAUUUGAAAUUCAAUUAUCCCAAGGUUGGAGGUUUAAAGUUCCCCAAGAAGGCAGUUCUGGUUCUCAAGUUUCAGCAACGACAAAUAGUUGAGCUUCGGAAACAAUUAUUGGAAGAGUAUCUUCAAGAUUUGAUUAGGAUACCUGAGAUUUGUUCUGAUAAGGCGUUUCGAGCCUUUCUUUCCUCGGAGAACUUUGAUUUGAAGAGUAGUCUGCUGUUUGGGAAGAGCAUACAAUCCUUGUCCAAUAAGGUGUAUUCUGGUCUUUCUACACGAUUAAAUCCUGAACCUUAUAGAAACCCGAAUACUGCUGUAAGUACUAGCGCUAGUACUAGUUCUGUUAGUGCUACUGUUGCUACUGCUACUGAAUUGACUGAGAACAUGAAGGAGAUGCAAAGAGAAUUAAGACAAUAUGAUGAUAGUAGCAGCAGUAGCAGUAAUAACGAAGAUUCUAAGACUACAACAGUAUUCGUUCGACUGAUAUGUGAUUUUCUUAUAUCGAUCUUCCGCUUAAAGAGUUCCAAGACAUGGCUCAGAGGUAGAGCCUUGGUUGUUAUCUUACAACAAUUGUUUGGUACGACUAUUGAAAAGAAAGUGUAUCAAUUUGUUGAUCUACAAGUGCGAAGUGAAUCCAAAUUGAUAGACCUUCUAGUGAUGACUAAGAACAUGUUGUUCCCCAAUGGACACUUUAAAGAUCCUCCAGUGGUUAGAAGUUACUAUGAAAUGUCGACCACCAAACAAGAAGCUCGAGUUAUCUUUGGAGAAUUCAUGAAGGAAGCCUGUGGUCGGAUUUUUGGUGUGGUAAAUACCAACUACGCUGCUACACAUUUAUUUGAUAUGGUUCAAGUUGAUUUCCUUAACGAGCAUUUGAUGUUUGAAGUGUUUGAUUUGUUAGUUGCCGAAGUGUUCCCCGAAACUGGUACAAUUACAACACAAACACCACCACGGACAAGCCACAGUUAG
This is a messenger RNA of Lizanozyma spartinae, 3525 nucleotides long. RefSeq lists its product as uncharacterized. Gene Ontology annotation, cellular component: intracellular membrane-bounded organelle. The record is from RefSeq and is a predicted model, not a curated record. Gene Ontology annotation, molecular function: phosphatidylinositol binding. Bases 1 to 3525 code for a protein of 1174 amino acids. NCBI's taxonomy places the organism in Eukaryota, Fungi, Ascomycota, Pichiomycetes, Serinales, Debaryomycetaceae. The transcript has a single exon.